UUCAUAAAUAAAAACCGGUCCCAAAUCCAAAUCAAAAUCCCAACCCUAACCCUAACCCCAACCAGCAAACACCCAAAAGACUCGCUCUCUUUGUCCUAAAGCCUUCCUCGCUUCUCUCAGCUCGCAAUCCAAGAAAGAGAGAGAGAGAGAAAAAGAGAGCUCUUCGUUCCGUUUCAAAUUCUUGAAUCCUCAAAACUUUUUAUCUCUUUGCCAAAAUUACCCUUCUCUUUCUUUUCAAUGCCAAAUCCAAGAUAACUCCACCGGGAAGGAACCCAGCCCCCGAAACAUGAUCGUUCGAACCUACGGUCGCCGCAACCGUGGUUUAACCAGGACAUUUUCCGACUCCCUAAACGACGACGUCUCUGAUUCGCCUCCCCUCUCCCAAGAAACGGUGCCGUCUGAGGAUAUCUACAGUUUCCCUUUUACCACUCAAGAAUCCUCUUCCUUCUGGCCGUCCUCUCAAGAAAUCGACGACGGCGAUUACAAGAACCACAUAACAUCCGUCAAAACAACCCAAAGUAAUUUUGAUUUUGACGAUUCGAGAAACGGCGUCGUGAGGAGAUCCAAGAAACAGAAGCAAACCCAGAGCAAGAAAGAGGUAGGAUAUUCUUCUAUGCCCUGGAUUCCGCCGAAUUCGACUCUGAUGGAGGCCCAAGAAUUCGGGGAAAUGAUGGAACACCUUGACGAGGUUAAUUUCGCGCUUGAUGGUUUAAAGAAAGGCCAGCCAGUGAGGAUCAGAAGAGCUAGUCUCUUGUCUCUGCUUUCAAUUUGCGGCACGGCCCAACAAAGAAGGCUUUUGAGAACUCAUGGGGUGGCAAAGCCAAUAAUUGAUGCUAUUUUAGGCCUCAACUUUGAUGACACCCCAAGCAAUCUGGCUGCUGUGGCCCUUUUCUAUAUCUUGACCAGUGAUGGUCAAGACGAGCAUCUCCUGGAAUCACCUAGUUGCAUUGGUUUCCUAAUUAAAUUAUUGAAGCCAGUCAUUUCCACUGCUAAAGAAAACAGAACAGAGAAAAUGGGCUAUAAGCUUUUGGCAUUACAAAAGGAUGCCGAUAUCUCACGGGAUACAACUAAAGUGUUGGAUUCAAGCUCUGCUGCCAUUAUUUCCAAAGUUGAGGAAAUUCUUAUUAGUUGCAAGGAAAUGAAGUCAAGAUGUGGGGAUGACAGUGGUUUAAGAAGGCCAGAGUUAAGCCCGAAAUGGAUAGCUUUGUUGACUUUGGAGAAAGCUUGUUUGUCAAAAAUUUCUCUUGAAGAUACAACGGGUACGGUAAGGAAAACUGCAGGCAACUUUAAAGAGAAACUAAGAGAGCUUGGAGGACUUGAUGUUGUCUAUGAAGUGGCCAUGGAGUGCCAUUCUGUUAUGGAGGGUUGGGUAGAGCAGAGUUUAUCUUCUCCUCCUAUGGAAGAUAAAAAGGAUGUGCAGAGCCUGGUGCUGCUUUCAAAAUGUCUGAAAAUCAUGGAAAAUGCUGCAUUCCUCAGUAGCGACAAUCAGAGUCAUCUGCUGGAAAUGAAGGGGCAAUUGAACUCUCAUGGAUCUCGGCUAUCUUUUACAAAGCUUGUCAUAGGUGUAAUCAAGUUUCUCUCAGUGUUAUUGCUUCCAGGGCUUUAUCUUAAGAGUUCAUCUGCAUUGUCCGGUACUGAAAGGGCUUGUAGCAAUUCUAAAGCAAUGGGUGAUGCUGAUAAAUUUGCUCUAACUGCAGAUUGUAAAGUGGAUAGACAUGAUGUUAUCUCCAUCAGUUCGUCCGAAAAAUCCUCUAGCAUGGGCCAGUCCUUCUCUGCAAAGAGCUUCAAUACAUCUCAGAAUGACUCAGGGCCCUCCACUCACUGUUUGGGUCGUUCUGUAUCCAGUUCUCAAACUGCAACUACAUCCACAAAUGAUAGUUGUUUACUAAAGAUGAGAAUCCAUUCUUCCUUGUCCAGCUCAUGUAGUGGGAAAUUCGGAAGUUCAUAUGGUGGGAUACCUCUAACAAGCAAUGAGAGACCUGAUGGUACAAAGGAUGGCAAAUGUCAACUUUUAGAGGAUAGUCAGGAUCCUUUUGCAUUUGAUGAAGAUGAUUUUGUACCUUCGAAGUGGGACUUACUAUCUGGGAAAAAAAAGAUAUCCCAAACUAAAAAACAUGAGAAAGUUGGGCUACGAAAUAGAGAAAUCCAUGAUGAGCCUCAAUACCAAUUUACAAUGACCCAACAAGUAUCAAGUAAUGGGGAAAUUGGGCCAGCAGAAUUUCUCAAUGAAGAAUAUCAUCAUUCUAAUGCAACUUCUGGUUCUCAAAGUGCUGACGAAGAAUAUUGCAGCCUUCUGUCAGACUGCCUUCUUGCUGCUGUCAAGGUUUUGAUGAAUUUAACAAAUGACAACCCCCUUGGCUGUCAGCAAAUUGCUGCCUCUGGGGCCCUAGAGACCUUGUCUAUGUUGAUUGCCAGCCAUUUCCCUUCAUUCUGCUCAUAUUUGCCUUGUGCCAGUGAAAUGGAACAGACUUCUCUCAGUUUAGAACUUGAUAACCAGAAUGGCGGACCGCUUUCUGAUCCAGAGUUGGAUUUCCUUGUAGCAAUACUGGGUCUGCUUGUAAACCUAGUAGAGAAGGAUGAACACAACAGAUCACGGCUUGCGGCAGCUUCUGUUUCUUUACCAAAUUCUGAAGGGUUAAGAGAGGAGAGUCACAUGGCUGUAAUUCCACUGCUAUGUGCCAUCUUUCUUGCGAACCUCAGAGAAGAUGAUACAGCUGGAGAAGUUAUGCCUUGGAAUGAUGAGGAUGCUGUGCUACAAGAAGAGAAAGAAGCGGAGAAGAUGAUUUUAGAAGCCUACGCAGCUUUGCUACUUGCAUUUCUUUCUACUGAAAGUAAGAGCACACGAAAUGCAAUUGCUGAUUGUCUCCCAAACCACAGUCUGUCAAUUCUGGUGCCUGUUUUAGAGAGAUUUGUGGCAUUUCAUUUUACAUUAAACAUGAUUUCUCCAGAGACUCAUAAAGCUGUGAGUGAAGUGAUUGAGUCAUGUAGGAUACCAUGAGAAAACAUUUUGUACAGCCUUGUCUUCCAUUUUAGAUUAGCAGUUUGUUUUCACGCAAGGACGGUGCCCACGAGUAUGGGAGUGGGCAGCACACUGUAUCAAACUGACCGCAGACCUCUGUUAUAGUAUCUUUUGUUUGUUUUUAUCCCCACAAUUUUCCCUUUCUUGUUUUUCUUUUUUUGACAAUAUUAUUCUUUGUAGCACUAUUCUAUCGUCUUGAUGCAGGCCAUGACUCGUGUAUAUGAAAACAAAAGUAUAAUCAAGAAGUUUUCUAUUGCCUUGUGUAUGCAAUAUU
This is a messenger RNA of Durio zibethinus, 3293 nucleotides long. RefSeq names its product wings apart-like protein 2. Lineage: Eukaryota; Viridiplantae; Streptophyta; Magnoliopsida; Malvales; Malvaceae. The record is from RefSeq and is a predicted model, not a curated record.